Molecule: messenger RNA, 645 nt
Organism: Pseudocercospora fijiensis CIRAD86
Lineage: Eukaryota; Fungi; Ascomycota; Dothideomycetes; Mycosphaerellales; Mycosphaerellaceae
Exons: 3
Coding region: 1-645 (214 amino acids)
Source: RefSeq, a predicted model, not a curated record
AUGCUCUCUUUCACGCUUCUGUCGACUUUGGUCGCCUCAGCCGUGGCCCUCUCAGGCGAAGCAACAUUCUAUGGCGGUAACGUCCAGGGCGGCAUGUGCUCUUUCUCGACCUACACCAUUCCUUCCGGAAUCUAUGGUACCGCCUUGAGCGACAGCAACUGGGAUGGCAGCGAAGCUUGUGGAGGCUGCGUCAAAGUCACUGGCCCUGAUGGAAACAGCAUUACUGCCAUGGUCGUGGACCAGUGUCCCGGCUGUGGCACAAACCACCUGGAUCUGUUCGAGGAUGCUUUCGCCGAGCUCGCGGAUGCAAGCAAAGGUGUCAUUGACGUGACCUGGGACUAUGUCGACUGUCCCAUCUCGAGCGCCCUUGGGGUCCACAUGAAAGAGGGAGUUUCCGCCAAUUGGUUCUCUGCGCAAGUCGUCAAUGGCAACAAGCGCACUGCAGACCUACAAGUCAGUUCCGAUGGAGGCUCUACCUGGACCAGUGGUUUGAGUCGUAAAGACUACAACUUCUUCGAAUUGAGCUCCGGAACAGGAAGUGACACUGUUGCUGUGAAGGUCGAGAGCAUCGAUGGAGAUCAAGUUAUCGUCAAGGGCAUUUCUGUUACGGGAGGGAACUCGCAGGCCGCUUCCGGGAACUACUAG